This is a messenger RNA of Populus euphratica (Euphrates poplar), 420 nucleotides long. Its product is annotated as phosphopantothenoylcysteine decarboxylase subunit VHS3. Lineage: Eukaryota; Viridiplantae; Streptophyta; Magnoliopsida; Malpighiales; Salicaceae. Bases 1 to 420 code for a protein of 139 amino acids. The transcript has a single exon. The record is from RefSeq and is a predicted model, not a curated record.
AUGGCAACCCCAGCGACAAGGAUGAUGCUGUUCAAGAACGGCAAGUCGUUCCCUCUCCAUCUCCUCCGCGGCUCUCUUUUAGGUGGGUCCAAUAACAUUACCAGCCAGUUCAUGAUUUCUGACCCUGCACUAUUCCAACCACAGCAAAAGCCCGUCUUGAAUUUACUUGGCGUUCAGUCUAAUGCUGGUCUUGUGAGUGACAUUAACGGGGCUUUGAAUUGGAGAUUUGGUCGGUUCGGAGAGAUGGGUCGUGUGGAGGCACGUGGGAAGAGCGAGAGGGUGAUCAGUGAUGAGGAUGAAGAAGAUGCUGAGGACGUUGAUGAUGAUGAGGAGAUUGAGGAUUUCGAUGAAGAUGUGGAGUAUGAGGAUGGAGGUGAUUUUGAUGAUGAUGAUGACGAUGACGACGACGAUAGGAAAUGA